AUGAAUGCCAAUAGCUAUCCAGUCAUUGUUGCACCACUCGACUUUGUCUCGAACUCGACCGUGCCUACGUCAUACUACGAAUCUGAGAAUUGCUUUCCCAAGGAACGUCUUCAUUGGAACGUCACCGAUCUGCGAAGAGACAUUUUCAAUGGUUCAUUUGAGUACCUGAGCAAGAAGGACUGCCUCGAUGCAUACGCCACAAGCUAUAUCUCUGACCGCCGCAGCUUGGUUCUUGUGACAAAGGAAAUGUUGACUAACGAUGGGAUACUGUUGGCUGGAUAUGGCUAUGCAGGGGGCAUACCAGAAAUGGACCCAUCGAGAAAUCUCAGCCAAGAUUGGUCUGCCAUCACAGACAACCAAGCCUAUAUGGACCGCCACCUUGGAUUCGAUUGGAUAUGCUACGCACAUUCAGCUAACGGCGGCGGGCUAUCGUCUUGCUCGAGUGGCUAUGUCGAAAGCCUUGAAAGCUGGAAUGUGACAGCCAACCAAUGGGCCCGGCUCACAACGGUAGAACUCAAAGAUACCUGGUCUAAUAUCACGGUCGACAAGCUGGAGACCAGAAGUGGCUAUAUAGAGAGCCUUGAGCGAACUCUCAAUUCCUCCAACAUCGAUUGGACCCACAAUGAAAUAGAGGAUUUCAUAUCCUUGAUCGCAACAAACCCCCCAACAGAGCAGGCAUGGGCAUAUCUGAACCACACCUCUUGGCUAAAGUCCGUUGAAAAUGGUGCAGAGGCCUGGAGCGCUUGUCCACAGGCUAGUACUAUGUUUUAUACCGGACAUGAAGUUACCGUCGAUCACUGCCUCAGCCAGAAGACAGGGGAGGCGUGCGGCCUCUUUUACCAGGUGCCUAUUGCAUUCACCAUCAUUAUCUGCUCUUUGGUCAAAGUGGCAUGCAUGUGGAUUCUACUACGCACUGACCGUUUCGACUUGUUCCUCACCAUCGGCGACGCGAUUUCAUCAUUUCUCCAGUGCUCGGAUCUAACCACCAAAGGCUGGUGCACUCUCUCUUCUGACGCCGUGUCGUCAGACAACGACUGUCCAUGGAGCCACAAAAGCAAUACCAUUGAGAAGGAAGGGUUUGUUUCGGAAGAACCCCACCCUGGAGUUCUUCACACAUCACGCAAAACCGCGUUACAACCCACCAGUGGAAGGGAUCCUCCCCCAGAGCCCAAAAUCUGGAGGCAAGGAACCAGUGGCAGGAUUUGGGCCAUGACAUGGCUUGCAUUGAUUGUGUACAUUGUCAUAAGUGUUCUUUUCCCCGGCCUUGCCGUCAAAAAUGCACUCGGAGACGAUUAUGAAUACGGCAAUCCACUGGUUGCCAUUUGGCAGAUCAAAGGAUGGGGUGCUAUCGAAUCGACGGCUCUUCUCUCGAGUUACGUGGGAUCAUUUGUAGGCUCGGUCUUGGUUUCCAACACGCCUCAGCUCGCAGUUUCAUUUCUUUAUUACUGUUUGAAUGACAGCCUCACAAGGUGUCUCAUUGCAGCAGACUAUAACAUGUUUGCUGUCUGUCGUCGCCCUCUCAGAGUAUCUUUCCCACGAGGCAAACAGCAUUCAACGCUCUACCUGACCAUUCCAUAUGAAUAUGCGAUUCCGCUUCUGGUCGGCUUCACACUCAUUCACUGGAUCGUUUCUGAAGGCUUGUUUUAUGUUCAAGUUUUGCCUUAUGAUAUGAACGCCAAUCCCGUGCCAUCUCAAAUAUUGGUCACAUGCGGCGUGUCAACCGUCCCACUUGUGGUUGGAAUUUUGCUCGCCGUCUUCAAAUUCCUUUGUGUUGCUGUCAUAAGCUUCAGAAAGUUUCAGGAUUCCAAAAUGCCUCUCGCGCUUGGGAUGAGUGUUGUCGUCAGUGCGGCUUGUCAUCCGCCCAGCGAUGACUUGGAUGCUGCAUAUAAGCCUGUUCAAUGGGGAGUCGUUGAAGCGGACCCAGAUGCACCAUUUUUGCAUUGCACAUUCACGUCUCAGAAUGUGAUGGAGCCUGAGGAAGGUGUUCAUUAUGCUUAG
This is a messenger RNA of Penicillium olsonii, 1998 nucleotides long. The record is from the annotation of a GenBank genome assembly. NCBI's taxonomy places the organism in Eukaryota, Fungi, Ascomycota, Eurotiomycetes, Eurotiales, Aspergillaceae.